Molecule: messenger RNA, 2248 nt
Organism: Aplosporella prunicola CBS 121167
Lineage: Eukaryota; Fungi; Ascomycota; Dothideomycetes; Botryosphaeriales; Aplosporellaceae
Exons: 2
Coding region: 20-2248 (742 amino acids)
Molecular function (GO): RNA binding
Source: RefSeq, a predicted model, not a curated record
UUCAGAACAACCGCACAAAAUGGGCCCUUCCCGCAAAAGACAGCGCAUUUCCGAGGACGGAGCCGCUGCUCCAGCCGCUGCGGCCGAGACUACCCAAGAGCCCGCCGCCAAUGACGCUUCUGCAGCGCAAUCCGAGACUGUAAAGGCCGAGCCGCAGAAUGCGCCUCGCCGCCAACUCUUCAUCCGUUCCCUGCCUGCCACAGUCACCAACGACGACCUUACCGAGCACUUCUCCCAAUCUUUCCCUAUCAAGCACGCUGUUGUCGUCACAGACAAGGAAACGAAGUUGUGCAAGGGCUACGGGUUUGUGACCUUUGCCGACGCCGAAGAUGCCGCGCGCGCGAAAGAAGAGUUCAAUGGCUCGGAGAUUCAGGGUCGCAAGAUGAGAGUGGACAUUGCCGAGCCGCGCCAGCGCGACACGGAGCACAAAACUAGCACACCAGCCAAGGCGUCUAUCGAGGCGAAGCAAAAGAGAGAGGAUGCCAAGGCACUGGCAACUCAGUCGAAGCUGAUUAUUCGCAACUUGCCAUGGAGCAUCAAGACCCCGGAACAACUCUCUGUCCUUUUCAGAAGCUACGGCAAGGUCAAAUACGCCGUCAUACCGAAAAAAGGCUCCGGUAUGUUGGCUGGUUAUGGUUUUGUCACUCUGAGAGGGAGGAAAAAUGCGGAGAAGGCUCUUGAGGGGAUAAACGGAAAAGAGGUGGAUGGUCGCACGCUGGCGGUGGAUUGGGCUGUGGAAAAGGAGGCCUGGGAGAAGGCCCAGGACGACGAAGACGAGGAAGAGAAGGAAGACGCGAAUGCUCAGGCCGAAGAUGCAGGCAGCGAGGCCGCAUCUGAGGGAGAGGGUGCAAGCGACGACGAAGGCGCCUCGGAAGACGAUGACGAUGAGAACGAAGACGAUGAGGACGAAGACGAUGAUGAUGAAGACGAGGACGAAGAUGACGAAGACGACAUGGACGUGGAUGAACCAGCCCCACACAGGCCCUCCAGCGCCAACUCGACCCUCUUCAUACGCAAUCUUCCCUUCACAUGCGACGAUGAGUCUCUGCAUGAUCACUUCGAGCAAUUUGGAGCAGUGCGUUACGCAAGGAUUGUCAUGGACCAUGCCACGGAAAGGCCAAGGGGCACGGGUUUCGUGUGCUUUUACAACGAUGAGGAUGCAAUCAACUGUCUGAAGGGUGCUCCGAAACACCAGGCUCCCAGGAAUCCUCAGGACAGGUCUGCCCCUCUUGCGGCACACUCUGUGUUGCAAAAUGAGGAUUCUGAUGCGACCGGUCAAUACACAAUGGACGGUCGUGUUUUGCACGUCACCAUGGCGGUCAACAAAUCAGAGGCCGAAAAGCUCACUGCCGAAGGAGUCGCAUUCCGUGGCAACAGAGACAAGGACAAGCGCAAGCUCUACCUACUCCAAGAAGGCUCUAUUGCUACCAACUCUCCCAUGUACCAGCUGCUUGCACCCGCGGAAAUCAGCAUGCGUGAGGCCAGCGCAAAGCAACGGAAACAGCUGGUCGAAAGCAACCCCUCGCUCCACCUGAGUCUCACGCGUCUCUCCGUCCGCAACCUUCCCCGCAGCAUCACGUCCAAGGACCUCAAGCAACUGGCUCGUGAAGCUGUUGUUGGUUUCGCAAAAGAUGUCAAGGAAGGGAAGCGACAGCGGUUGUCCCGGGAAGAAUUGGAGCGCGGUAGCGAGGAGAUGGCAGAGGCCGAGAAGGAGAGGAAGGCGAAGGGCAAGGGUGUGGUCAGGCAAGCAAAGAUUGUCUUUGAAGGGCGCGAAGGAGGCAAAAUCGAGGAAAAGUCCGGUGCAGGCCGCAGCAGAGGCUACGGUUUCAUCGAAUAUUACACGCAUCGGUCUGCGUUGAUGGGUCUGCGCUGGCUGAACGGCCAUGCCCUUGGCUACCAGGCUGUCGAAGGAAAGAAGGGCAAGAAGCCUACUCCCGAGGACAUUCAAGACAGAAAGAAGCGUCUCAUUGUCGAGUUCGCUCUCGAGAAUGCUCAGGUCGUUCAGAGGAGGAAGGAAAAGGAAGUGAAGAUGCGCGAGAAGCCGAAGGCGGAUGCGGAUGGUGAGGCACGCGACGGCAAGAGGCAGGGAUCGCAGAAACGCAAGAGAGGACAAGACGAAGGCGACGAGGCCAAAUCCAAGGAUGAAAAGUCGUCUGCCGCAAAAGACGAAAAACUUGCCAAGCAGUCAAGGAUCAUUGCUAGGAAGAGGCAGCUGCGUCGGGCUCGCAACAAGGGCACCAGGGCUUAG